AUGGUUGUCUACUACCAGAUUGCCGGCAAGCAGGUCGGCUCCCACGUCCUCGCCAUGGGCGUCAUGGGCACCCUGUUCGGUGGUAUCUACCUCUCGACUCGCGGUGGUGGUCAGAAGAAGCAGGGAGUUACUCCUCCCAUUCAGGCCUCUUCCAAGGACGAGGAGAAGUUCAUCCAGGACUUCUUGAACCAAGUAAACGGGGAGCAAAAGAAAUCGGAUCAUUAA
This is a messenger RNA of Aspergillus pseudoviridinutans, 225 nucleotides long. RefSeq names its product ATP19 family protein. The record is from RefSeq and is a predicted model, not a curated record. Bases 1 to 225 code for a protein of 74 amino acids. Gene Ontology annotation, biological process: proton motive force-driven ATP synthesis. The transcript has 3 exons. NCBI's taxonomy places the organism in Eukaryota, Fungi, Ascomycota, Eurotiomycetes, Eurotiales, Aspergillaceae.